GCGACAGUUUGGUGGAGAAUGUGUUGGACGUUGGGUUAGCAACACCGUGUCUGUGUGCUAAUAGACUCGUUUAUAAAGUUAUAAACAAAUACGAAAUUUAUUGUGGAUGAUCGGAUAAAGCAAUGGAAACAGUGACGGAGGGAGACGUAUCUAAACUAUCUAAGAUAGAGCAACGCAAACUGAAAUUGGCAGAAUAUCUGGUGGGAAAAGGAAGACUGAAAGCACCUAAUCCAAAACCAUAUCUCAAGGACAAACCUGUUACAAAAAAACAUGCUGAAAAUAAUCAAAAGGACAAAAUUAGAGGUGAUGCAAAGGAGAAUUGUGGCAUCAAUGGCACAAAUGUAAAAGAAGUGAAGAGAGUGAAGAAAUUGGCAGAGGUUAAUAAAAACACAUCCACAAAAAAAGGACUCAGCCUCCAUUCACUAGCCAAAGCCCCAGCACAGUCUUCCAGUAAUUCCUGUAAUACUUUACUAAUCUUAAAGACACAACGCAAUAGCACUGCUUCUCUUCAAAAUACAAGGAAACCACACAAAGCUGAGGAAACUCCUGCAUCAAUCCAUGCCGCAAAUAGGACUCGUCCACAAAGCCUUCAAAAUGACCAACACAAAGCCCAUCAAGCACAGCCAGCUUCAAAUACAACUCAAAAGUCAAGAAAAUCAAGUCUUGUUUCAGUCUGUGGCCCUUCAAAGUCUGGAUAUGGCAUCUCUGCUCACAGACGCACAGAUCAAACGUCCCGUACCAAGACGGAGCUUCAGUCGACACGGCCUUUGGCUAAGAAAUUAGCAGAAACAGCCAUCAAAACAGCAUCAACUGCUAAUUUGAAGAGUCAAAGACCAAUGAGCACAACUGGGACAAAAAUUCAGACAAACAUUGUUUCUAAACCCCAGGCAAAACUAACACAGCAAACCAGGAGUCAAAGUGCUGUACCCAAGUUUGGGAUUCACAACAGCAGUUCUCAGAUCAGUAAACCCAUGAGCCGAAAAUCGAAUUCGGCGACAAACAGAUUUGACGUGAACCAGAGAAAGGAUAUUUCAUGCAUCAUCACAAAAGUGGAUGCCACAAAAACGAAAUCGCAUUGCUCUGUCACAAACAGAGUAACAAGAACAAGUGUCUCUACUUUAUCUAAACCUGCAAAUGGUGAAGGAUCAGCUAUCAUCAAAAAUAAGCAGAAUAUUACUGUUAAACCAAUUAGUGCCACUGCUUCGACCAAACUCCUCAGUCGAAACACCAAGAGUUGUGUAUUGCCACAGACAAGCACUGCGCCCCAAGAGCUUCAGCGGCCCGCCAAGAGAUCCAGCCAGGCCAAGCCUGCAGUGCAAUUUCAGACCCCUAAAUCCAGUUUCUGUCCCAGCACUCAAGGUGUCCGAACAGCCCCGGUAGAUGGAAGGAAGAAGCCGACUGCAGCUCAGGAGCAGAGACUGUGUAAGCUCCAGGAGUGGCGGGAAUCGAGGGGCAUCACAUAUAAACGUCCUCCCAUGCCUGUCCGUCUGGUGAGGAGGAAGACGGUCUCUGCUAUUCCUCAGCCAUACUGGGCUUCUAUCGAGAAAGAAGAUGAAGUUCAUAACAUUGUCUUUGCUGUGGACCGGUCACUAGAUGACUGCAUUAAAUUAUUACAGCAGGGUUUCCCGGUGGAAAAGGUCAGAGAUGUGCUGUCUCGGGUGCCAAUGGCACAGAAGUUUGCUAAAUACUGGAUCUGCCAGGCCAGACUAAUGGAAAGAGAAGGAAACCUGGAGGUCCUGCCCAUGUUCCAGGAGGCCAUCCGUGUAGUGAGAGAGCCAGUGGAUGAACUACGAUCUGUGGUAUUUGAGAUCCUUAAAAAGAGUCAGAUUCAAGGUACGUCUCCGAUGCCAAAAGAGCCUGAAAUGGUAGAGACUAGGAUGCAUGACGAACAGGAAGUCGGUGACGUCAUGUGUACUCCAAAACCUGUAGGGGCCCUCAUAUGUGGAAUGAGGGGAGACUCGUCUGUCGUCAAAUAUAAAAUUACAGCCACCCCAGGGGGGAAAAGGAGUCAGCAGGGAGUGGAAUCAGGACAAGUAGACGGUCACGAAAUCCGUUUCUUUACCCCAGUGCGGCGUUCAGUGCGGAUUGAGAAAACUGCUCUGCGCUAUCCAACAGCCUUGCAGGAACAUGACCCCUGUGUGACCUCUCUUUGUGACCUUGCAGGUGAGAGUAAGGAAGAGGUCGAAGGUUACACACGACCCCAGAGCUCUCCUGUGUAUGUGUACCGGGAGAAUGAAGCACUGAGCGACCAUGUUCAAGUUAAACUUGUUUAUCCAGAGGAGGUUGAAACAUUAUAAUGUUUGUUAAAAUGCAGUGACCUUCAUUUCCCACCUGGAAGCCAAGAAUUGUUUUUGUUUUCAUUCUGUUUUUACUAUUUGUUUGUAAUGUCUUUUGUACUAUGAUGCACAUUUAGACAAGCUCAUAUACUACUAAACAUAUUUUUGCUAGGUUUUAGCCAGACCUUGAGCUUUGACUCUCUCUUUAUACUGGUUAGAUGCUACCUAAUUGGAUCAUAUCUUUGUUGCUGUAAUGAAUUUCAACAUUAAGCAUUGCUGUGUGUAAAAAAAAAUACAUUGUCUAUAUUCUUUCUGCAAAAGAUUCAACAGAAGAGUCAAUAUUCAGUUAAUCAGAUAUUUAAGUCAAACCUAUCCUUAUAACUUCAGUUAUAAUUUAUGGAUCAGCCUCAAUCUCUUGUGCAUGUCUGAGCAAUAGCACACAUGAAUUUUAGUGUAAAAAUUUUGGAUUUUACAUUAUAAAUAAACCAUAUUUAAGUCCCUGA
Rhinichthys klamathensis goyatoka is the source of this 2779-nucleotide messenger RNA. It is a transcript of the gene ckap2l, whose product is annotated as cytoskeleton associated protein 2-like. Gene Ontology annotation, cellular component: cytosol; mitotic spindle; centrosome. Lineage: Eukaryota; Metazoa; Chordata; Actinopteri; Cypriniformes; Leuciscidae. The record is from RefSeq and is a predicted model, not a curated record. Bases 123 to 2297 code for a protein of 724 amino acids. The transcript is spliced from 9 exons.